Messenger RNA from Musca vetustissima, 1216 nucleotides. It is a transcript of the gene mRpS9, whose product is annotated as small ribosomal subunit protein uS9m. Gene Ontology annotation, biological process: translation. NCBI's taxonomy places the organism in Eukaryota, Metazoa, Arthropoda, Insecta, Diptera, Muscidae. The coding region runs from base 1 to 1200 and encodes 399 amino acids. Gene Ontology annotation, molecular function: RNA binding; structural constituent of ribosome. The record is from RefSeq and is a predicted model, not a curated record. The transcript has 8 exons. Gene Ontology annotation, cellular component: ribosome; mitochondrial small ribosomal subunit.
AUGGCUCUGCGUGUUUUGGGCUUAAAUCUCUUAAAAAAUAACACAAAUCUGGUGCAGGGCUUAAGCCGCCUAAAUAAUGGCGCUGUGGCAAGUGUUAUGUUCCAGUUGCCAAAUGCCAGCUAUAGUACGGAAGUAACCGUUCAGGCAGCACCCUUGGCCAUUAAAAAGCAAAAAGUUAGCAAGGCCAUGAAGGCGUAUUUGGAACGUGCCCAAGAGCAUGAUGAAUUCAUGAAAACUCAACAUUUGGAAUAUCAAAUUGGUAAACGUCAUUUGGCCAAUAUGAUGGGUGCAGAUCCAGAAACAUUUACCCAGGAGGAUAUUGAUAAUGCCAUUGAGUAUUUGUUCCCAUCGGGUAUUUAUGACAAGAAGGCCCGUCCAGCCAUGAAAAAUCCCGAUGAAGUAUUCCCCGCCCGUAAGGCAGCUGAAUUUGAUGAAACCGGUCGUCCAUUCCACAGCAUGUUCUACACGGGCAAUCCGAAUUUCUUUAAAUUGUUAUAUGACAUUGUUGAGGAACUCAACAAACUAUACGAUUUAGAGGAACGUAUGCUACGUCGUGGUCAAAAGGCCGAUCCCAAUCAAAGAGUGGACCUAACCGGUUUCAAUUGGGUAUCCAAGGACAAUUUAGAAUUACGUUUGGUUGAGAAAAUCUCCGAUAUCGAAUAUAAUAGUUUUAUUGCUUCAAUGGAACGUUUAGUUUCACAUCCAUUUUCGUACAAAUGUAAAGCAUUUAUCGAUGAAUAUACCAAGCCGCUAAUGGAUCAUGCCAGUUCAUUGGAAAUCCCUAAGCCACACAUUGAUGAACAGGGUAGACAAUAUAUUACAACUUAUGAAUGCCUACGUAAAACUGCACGUGCUGAUGUCACAAUUCGCGUUCCCGGCACCGGAAAAAUCACCAUUAAUGGCAAAGAUAUUACCUAUUUUGAAGAUACACAACCACGUGAACAGGUUCUGUUUCCUUUGAUCUUUACCGAUAUGCUGGGUAAAUGUGAUAUCGAAGCCAAUGUUGAAGGUGGUGGCAGUUCGGGCCAAGCGGGUGCCAUACGCUGGGGCAUUGCUAUGUGCUUGCGUAGCUUUGUUGAUCAGGAAACGAUUGAGUCGAUGCGUUUAGCCGGUCUUUUGACACGUGAUUAUCGCAGACGUGAACGUAAGAAGUUUGGUCAAGAAGGUGCCCGCCGCAAAUACACAUGGAAGAAACGUUAAUUGUAUUACAACUUUU